This is a messenger RNA of Xyrichtys novacula (pearly razorfish), 7727 nucleotides long. NCBI's taxonomy places the organism in Eukaryota, Metazoa, Chordata, Actinopteri, Labriformes, Labridae. The record is from the annotation of a GenBank genome assembly.
GCAGAAAUUUGGAGAAUUCCUUUCAGUGACCACACCAAACUCUCCAGUCACAUGCCCUCUUUUUCCUUUCCGUCCUUCUGCUAAAUAAGGAAUUACUAUUUGAGUGGGGAAACAGAGAAAAGGCAAAAGGGGGCGGGUCGUAGAGUGAAAUAAGAGGACCUGAAGGCGUAUCUCUCUCUCUCACUUGCUCCCUGUUUCUGUUGAAUGUGGUGAAGUCAUAUAUCUCAGACAAGGGUGUUUGCUCUAUUUAUGUUGGCAGUUUUGUACAGUGUACUUUGCACUGCGUUGUAAGAAAGAAGAAGAGGAAGAAAAGGGAAGAUACACCUCAAACCCAGACUCACCUGUAUUCACCUGAAAGCUACUUAACAAAGUGAGUAAACUCUCCUCCCUCUCAUGUUGUUUUCGGUCUUAAAUCUCUUCUUGAAUUCUCUGAUUUUGUAUUGGCAGCGUUUACUUGAUUUUGUGGCUAACUCUCAGCAGGAAGCAUGAGAAGCAAAGUGUAAUGUACCACCCUGUGCACCCCACCCUCGCUUCCUUGCAGUUUUCCUCCUCUAUACUUAUGUUUGAUCAGUACAGGGUUUAACACAGAGUUAAUGUUCAGUCUUUUUCCACGUGGAUUAGAUGGCUCCUGAAUGACCCGCCCGUCUGUACAUUCUUUUGUUAUGAAAUCCUGUUUCUAAUCUACCUUUUCCUCUUGGUGCUCUCUGCACAAUGUGAGGCCUUUCAGAUUUAGAGGCUCAGCCUCUUACAAAUCUGUCAUCAGGGACCCGUACUGUCUGCAGUUCAUAAUCAAAUGUCUUUCACUGGUUUGAUGUUUUCUUUAACUGCUGGUUGAAGAUACGGUUGUUAAACUCAGCAUGUGUUUAUCACAUAUGGUGUCAUGUUUAUGGACCAUGGCACUUUAGUUUGUGCAAGAGAGAGAUAGCUGUAAGGACUGUGAGGCGAUGUGCAGGCUGUUCUCAGUGAUAAAGUGGAAUAACAAAGUGCUGAUUUAGCAGCAGCUCGGACUGUGUAUCAGGUAUGAACACCGUACUAAGUCAUUUGAAUUACACAUUCAGAUCACAGAAUAACCACUCAGGCUUAUGCUGACUAAAUGAAUUACAGAUAACCCCAUAAGUCACGUUUGUAUCAAGUUGACUGAUAUAUGUCUCAUACAGCGCUGGUGCCACGCCAAAAAAGUUGUGAAACAUCUCUAACUGGAUGACUGCAUGUAACUAUGAUACAUAAGUUGAAGAAUUUGGGUGGGAGGUGAGAGUGACGAACAUUAAACCAAUAAACGGAGCUGCAGUUGAGUAAUUCCCUUAACCCUGAAAUGGUUUACAGGAGCAGGCCAGUGGGCUGGACAAAGGGAAGAGUUUGCUCAGGUAUUAAGGAGAGGCUACAGGUAGAACACAGAUGCAUGGAGGCUUAUUGGGUACUGAGGGAUAAAACUUCAUCAUUUAAAAAGAAGGUAGUCUAUUACUAUUUCAAUUUUGAAAAGUUGGGUCACAAAGCAAAGGGUUUUUUGUACUUUGGUUGAGAUAAUUUGCUAUGACUCCAACAAAUGAUACAAAUACAAAUGUACAAAUACAAAUGUAGUCAAUAGCAGGAGUGCUCAGUAAAGCAGGAAAUGACAAACGGCAUGCAAAACCACAUUAGAGACCCUUGAAAGCUAAUUUGGUCCAUAGGUGACAAGUUCACUCAUGAAGGUUCGCUUAUUGCAACAAAUUUAAAUCAUGGCCGUCAAAUAAAGAAUUUUAGAUUGAGAUUUAGUUGCUGAAUUUAAAAAACAAAAGAAAUUAAUCACAUGUUUUGAUGCAUGUCCAUAUUACAGAUGUAAAUCAAUGCAUCCCUGAGACUCUUUUCUUCUGCAAUGUUGCCACCCCUAUCAGUUAGCACUUGAGUCAACCCUCUUGAUUCAGUUUCAGUGAAAAUGAGAGUACUCCAAACAAAAGCUCUGGUGGCGUUUGUGAAAUGGUUGCCUGCUGACAUCAGUCUAAUCAGCUGCUCUUGUAUGCUAAGCUUGGAGGUGGGAGCUUAAACUGAAACUACUUUGGGGAUAUUUUAAUUUUGUUUGUCAAAAGUGCAUAUUACUUUUGACUUGUCAAUCGAGUUCUGUGGGAAUUUUUUGGCACAUGAAAUGUGGUGUUCAGAAACACAGUGAUGGUUCCAUUCAUAGCAUGAAGCAGGAAAUAGGAAGAUGCUGCAGCAGCUGAACUACUGUGUGCUGAAAGGGACAAAAUUGCUUGUGUUCAUAAUGAGAAGCUAAUUUUGUACCUUAGUCGCAUUGGGAUUCAGACUAAGAGCUCCAAUUUAAACCAAGCACUGAUUCACCUUACAGUAAGGUGACCAGAUGUCAGACAGUCCCCAUACUGGAUGACUUGUCCCCGACUAAAGCUGUCCUCGGAAAUGUCCCUGAUUUAAGCGUUUCAUGAAUGAGAACAAAAAUGUUGUGUGUAGACUAGAAUAAUGGUUAUUACAGUAGCCGCAAGUAGGAAGGAAGCACAAGUAACCAUGUUGUGCGCAGUCCUGAACAACAGUUUUAUGGGGGGUUAUUACAGGGGCAUGCGCUGCUACUAUGUUGUCUAUGAUCACGCAGCCCAUGGCCCUCCAGCCCCCAGCCCCCAACCCCCAAACCCCCCGCUCCGGACGUCCCCGGGUUUCAUUUCAGAAAUUUGGUCACCUUACAUUACAGACACAUUCAAUAAGAUUCGGAGUUGUGACACAGAUAACAGAGGACGAACAACAUCAAUUUUGUGUCACUGCAGUGAAGAUUCGGGUUAUUGAUUAUUGAUGAACCUCUUUGACAGAUUAGCCAAAGAAACAACAUAGAAUGAUCUUGUUGGCUAAUCAAUGGGUUAUGACUUAUUCUUCUACAUCAUAAUUAGAAAUAACCUCAGCGACCCCAGCUGCACACAAACUGAUGUUUAUCUACAUCUUGUUUUUCGUGGGAGUUUGUAGCUGUGACUCUAUGAUUACAAGAAGUUCCCCAGCAACAUCUGAGCCACACCCGGUUGAUUUCUCAAGUGUGAAGUUUUAUGUAAUCUUCCUACAUACCUGCACAAACUCCAGUUUACGAGCUCAUGCCACUGCAGCAUACUUUAAAGUGGCUAUCCCGGUUGACAGACACAUGGCAGACAUGAUUAAACUGAACACACCAAUGUGGAUGAACCACAUCCAACCCGAUCAGUGUUUGACAUGUGCAGAUCAGAGAUUCAGCUCUGGCUUCAUCAUCCCUCUUUGUUCACUACAUGCAGAGAGAAAAGUCCAGAUGUUUGCAGCUGUUGGAUGUUCUCUGGGCGUGCCAGGACAGCACAGAUGGAUUAUCGUACGAUUAAGAAAGAGACUUACAGUGUUUGGAUGUUUAGAUCCUUACUUCACCCUCGUCACUCGUUUUGGAAAUACUGAGCUAACAGGAAGCCAUUUCUCUUCCACAUUCCCACAUAACCACUGCAACCUCAGACAAUGAACAGUGUGAUCUAUGGCAGCGAGGGCUCCAAUGUGUGAGCCAGUCAACACAAACACAAUUUGUCAAACCAUCAACAUACAUUGCGUAAGACUGUCAAUCCUCAGUUUUUGUGAAGGGUGGAAAAGGUGUGCCUCUCUGCCCUGGAGAAUCAGAAAUACUUUCUGUCUUUCGACUUCAAUGCUUAGAAAAAUGUAACAGGGGUUGUUACACAGAUGUAGGUUUCACACAUGGUAUUGCCAGACUCUUUAAAAUUAUGAUGACUAUGUACAGUUUCCCAAAGUUGGCAAGACAUGUGCAUACCACACAGUGGUGCACAUGGCAUGAGACGUAAGAGAAGGAGGAUUUUCCUAUCAGCUCUAAACAUCUCCAUAUGUUAUCUGCCUUCUUGGAUUAAAACUUUCUUAUGUAACUCCAUUAUUCAGAUCUGGUAAAGCAAUAACUGCAGCGUGGCAGUUAGCAUAACAUCCCGGGCUUUCAUGAUUUAACAAGCUGUUUGUGUUCUUUUUAUUUUUUGCAUAAAGGUCGUUCCCAUAGUGAGCAGCUGCGUGUUUUUUUGUUUAGAGUCCACAUAACUACCUUUGUCAGGGAGGGAGGAAGGAAAUGACAGUUCAAUGUGCAAACAGGAUGCAGGGAGCGGGGCAGUUCUGCUGAAGUCAACAGGAAGCUCAAACAGCAUUAAUAAUUGAGAUUCACUAUAAAGACCCACAGGGAAUGACAGAGCAAAUUCUCAAUCAAAAAUGAUAACAUUACUGUCUUGUCAGUGGAAACAAAGAUUUCCAGUUUGUAAUAGUGGUAAUGGUUAGUAAAUCUAAAUCUGCAAUUUAAGUUAGCAGAGGCUUUUGUUUAAAGUCAUGUAAAAGGUAUAUAAAAUUGGCAGAUUAUGCUCAAGUUAGAUGUGCUCUGCUCUUUAUUUUUAAUUACUUUUUUAUUUAUUUCCAUUGAAAUAAAAAAGAUCAUUUUUACAUCCAGGCAGGUGCAUGGCAUAUAUGUUGGAUAUAAGAUUGCAGCCAACAGCCUGUUAGCUUUUCUUUGGCAAGACGACUGCCCAUCAGCAGCUUUCCUGUUUUUGUCUUUCAAGGAACCAACGUUUGCUUGCUAGCACUACCAAAUCUCAUAAACACAUUAUAGCAUCUGUGUUUGACUAAUAAAUAGAAAGAAAAAUGUAAAAUUACACCUCAGCUCCUGAAGGUUACUGCUACCUUCUAAGCGAUGGUCUGGCAAUCAUAAUAAUAACUCUGAAAUCAUGUUGGCAUAUGUGUUUUGAUUUAAUUAUUAUUAUUUUAAAUGAAAAAGGGCUUACUGUUUCCCCUCUUUCUUGUCUGUACAGCCUAAGCUAACUCCACAUUUGCUCUAGUCAGCAGAUGGUUACAACAACACUUAAGCUCUCUAACAGAUAUAUAUGCAUAUAAAUUCAGAUAUAUAUGUAUAUAUAUAUAUUUUUUUUAAUAAGGAUUUCAAACCACAGCAGGUACUUUAAAAUACGUUUUUUCUUUUCCCAAUCUCAUGAUUUGAACUAAAAAAGUUAAGCCAGACAAAAUCAUCUCUUAAGUAUACCAACCACAGGCUGAGUAAUGCAAGGACACCCUGCCGGUGACCUCUCUCUUUGGUUUCCAGAGAAAUGAUAUCAAGCCCAAGAAUGACUAAUAUACAUGAAUACACAACACACUCACAGCAGUCAGAUAGAGAGUGGCUGAAAUGGUAUUUGCUAAGAGUAGUGAUAAGAACAGGAAAAGAUAUGAAAGUAAAUUUUGUAACAUUUUUGGACACAGUAUUCUCUCUCUUUAACACUAACUCUCCCUCCCAGCAGGAUCAGAAUGGCAAACAAAGGUCCAUCCUACGGUUUCAGCCGCGAGGUGCAGAAUAAGAUUGAUAAGAAAUACGACCCGGAGCUGGAAGAAACGCUGGUACAAUGGAUCAAGGCUCAGUGUGGCCCUAAUAUUGGCGAGCCUGAGCCCGGCAAGACUGGUUUCCAAACCUGGCUCAAGGAUGGAUGUGUAAGUUUCGGCUUAGCAUGACCACAGCACUGCUCUUUCAAAAUGAACCCCAUAUUUAGUGCUUCUCCUCUGUGUCUGAGUAGGUGCUGUGUGAGCUCAUCAACAGCCUAAAUAGCAGCACUAAGCCAGUAACCAUCAAGCGCUCAGGCAUGGCGUUUAAGCAGAUGGAGCAGAUAUCCCUGUUUUUGAAAGCUGCAGAACAGUACGGAGUCGUCAAAACAGACAUGUUUCAGACUGUGGACCUGUUUGAAGGUAGGACAACCAGAGCUCAUUGUGUUAAUAGGACAGAGUCUUUGUUAGCAGUGGCUGACUGUCCACUAAAUGUAUGUAUUUAGUUUGAUUAGUAUUUGGGAAAGGUUGACUUUUACUUAUAUUGUGUCAAAAAUUUUAAACUCAUGUGCCAACAUACUGUCUCAUAUUGUAGACAAAAAUAUGAAAUAAUAGGAGACAAUGGCAGUAAUAAUUUGAACAGGGUAGAGUAAGAGAGACUGUUUAUGUUAAGAAAAUCUGAGAUCUAGUUUGUUCAUACUGAAAGACUUGAAAGAAACGCAUCAUCAAAAAAAAGGACAGAAAAUACAUGAAAAGUAUCUCAUAGAUCUGGAAAAUUCUGUGUUGAGAAACAACAAAACGCUAUCCUAAAUUAUCUUGAAUUUUUACUUUAAGAGUCCAGACCUGAAAUAUCUUAUCUGUUGUUCUGAAGGUGUCAGUUAAAAAAAAUUAAAGAAAGAAAAAACUUUAUAAGAAGAAGGCAUGUUAAAAACUAUCUCUACAAAAUCAUACUUUGCACCUAAACAAAUGGGAUGAUUGUCUGCAAAUUUGAUCACAUAUAAAGAAAAAGGGCGCUUUUCGGGCAAGUCAGGGCGCAAAUCUCUGUUCCUAGUAAACUUCAGAGCACAUCUCAAGUUGUUGCAUGUUUUCAGCUAAAGACCUGGCUGCUGUCCAGAGGACCCUGUCAGCUUUGGGUAGCUUGGCUGUCACAAAACUGGAUGGCACUUACAAAGGGGACCCCAACUGGUUCCACAAGUAAGUUAUUAUUAUUAUUAUUAUCAUUAUUAUUAUUCUUUUUUAUCCUUUUAAUGUACAAUAGUGUCUCUAUGACAAGUCAGUCCGACUACAGGAUGUUUCAGUACGCUGACGGAUACAUGUGUUUGUGCAGAAAAGCCCAGGAGAACAGAAGAGAGUUUACAGAGGAGCAGCUGAAGGAAGGCCAGAGUGUCAUUGGUCUGCAAAUGGGCACAAACAAAGGAGCAUCUCAAGCUGGAAUGACAGGAUACGGACAACAGCGGCAGAUCCUGAACCCCUGAGCAUGAGCAGGGCUUAAACCCUUCUCUCUCUCUCUCUCCCUCUGUCUCUCUUUCGCUCUCUUUUUGUGAGGCUGACGGGACAGAGAAACUUUUGCCGCCUGACUGUUUUUUCUGAGAUAGAACUGGACCAAAACAGGGACCAACAAAUGUGCACAUAUACAACACACACUUAUAUAAAUAGAUACCUGUGACAUUUACACAAUGGAAACUGUAAAUACAGUUUUUUCUUUUUUUAAAAAUCAUUCCAGUUGUUUUGCAUAUUUGCUUUCCAUGUCUGCCAUCUGUAAUAACUCCAGAUAGAUUUCAUGUUUGCCACACAUCCGGAGAUUCCACUUUAUAUAAGUAUCAACUUGCAGAGACUUGUUACUCACUAAGGAGAAGCAGCCCAUUGUGUAGCUUUGCGCUCAAGUUCAGCGGUGACAGAACUGCAGCAUGUUAUUCAAUCAGGAGCUGUUCAAAACUCUGCUUUUGGUGCAUUCAAGGACCACUCUAUGCCUGGGAUUUUAGAGCUGUGAAAAUAUGUGCAACAAACCCAUUCAUUAUUUAAUUUUUUACAGUAAUCUUUCUGUUUAUCUGGGAAUAUUUGUCUCAUAACUAGCUUUUAACAUCCCAUGAAAUCAGAGUGUCCUUGAAUGCAUUACCAAAACUGUUUGUUUACACUUCACCAAAAUGGAAUAAAACAGAGAAAAUUGAUGUUUUGUUCAAUCUGAUUAAUUAUUUUUAUCUUUUUUUGUGGCAACCAGUAAAAAUAAGCACAAACUUUGAUGUUAAUAGCAAAUGAGUACAGCUGAGUGUAAUGUUUUUCUUUAUUAGAUUAGCCCACUUUAUAAGAACGGAAAAAGAUAUUUGGGUUUUAUUUGCUCUUAGUUAUCUGAUCUUUAAUCAGUUGUUGGACCUUGUUUUCAGAGUUUAAUAUGUCGCCCAGAAUGAGAAUAAUUGUGAAAUAAAAUUUGAUUUUCCUGUGAAGAAGCCUCUCGUGUG